UGCGUCGUCGAAAGCAGGCGUUUUCUCGCGCGCGGUGGAUUUUAGUGGUGAUCGCGUGCCUUGUUGUCUCUCUAUCUCUCUGUUCAGGAUGAAAGAGAUGAAUGAUAUUUUUCCUGAUUACCAUGACGGAGAGUUUCUGGCUCCUAAAAGCGGGGCAAAGCUGGCCUCUCUCUUUGGUCUGUGCCAAGCUGAGUCUGAAGGAAAUGAAACUUUCAAGUUCACUGCCCCUAAGCAGCCCAAAAAAGUCCCCUCCGCUCUUGGUCCACCACUUCAGAAACGAGCACCUCCUCCACCAGCUCCAGCUGUCUUACUGGCUGUUGCUGUCCAUACAUUUCGCUUUGUGAACGGACAAUAUGUGACACAUGGCAAGUUGGGCGCGGCCAUCCUGGGAAACCAUGUGAACAAAGAGUAUAAAAUCUUGCUGUAUGGCAGUCAACAGAAACAAAUCACUACAGCGCGAAUUCACCAUGGAUUUGUUUUCACGGUUCAGCCGGGUAACUACACUGCCUUCUAUGAUGAUCAUCGGCAAAGCUGGUCUCUGAAGUUUGACUCGGAGGAAGCUAGAAUAGAUUUCUGUAAAGCGGUGUGUGUGGCCAGGUGGAACAGUCAGACCUGCAGGGACACGCUGCUGACUCAGGACUUGGUCCAUGGCAAGGGACAGACUGUCGGCAUGGGGGACACAGUGGAUGUGGCCUUGUCUAGCUGGCUGCUUCAGAAUCAUGCUAUAGGACAGUUAUCCGAGUCCAGCUCAUGCAGAGACGAGCUCCAGCGAGUGAGCCUGGGCUCUGACACGCCUCUGAUGGGAUGGGAAAUGGGGAUGUUGGGUAUGCAGAAAGGAGGUCGACGUCUUAUAAUUGUUCCCUCCAGCAUGAGUUAUGUGUCAAAAGGUGAUCCAGACUGUCUGCCACCCUCCAGCACACUUGUGUUUGCUGUGGAGGUUCAUCAGGUUAAUUUCUCCAAAGAUGUAGACUGCCUUGCUUCAGGAUCUACAGACAGCAACAAGUUGCCAGUCCCUGCUCUAGAUGGAAACGUUGAGAGUUCACUCCAGUGUGCUUUGGGCAGCUCUGACCAAGGACAUAAAGCAUCGAUCAAGCGCCCAAGUCUAAAUGAGCUUCCAAGGCUUCCAGAUGUAGAUAAAGCCAAGCUCAUCUCCCGCAUGGCUAAAAUGGGGCAGCUGACACUGCCGUUCCUUACGACACCAAGCAAGUCAGUGACAGAGGAAAGCAGAGACUCUACAUCAGCAUGUGGUUCAUCAGCCCAAGCUGCUGCUUCAUCUCUACUGCCUGUAGAAACGGUUUCAUCUGCAGUCUCCUCGAAAACUGCAGCCGUCCAACACCCAGAGGCUAUGAACACAAACACAGCUCAAGACGUGCAUGCCUACUCAGAUCCAACGUUCCAGCCUUAUUCUGUAUCCCAGCUGCAACCUUUCACGUUAUCCUUUCCACCCCAGCACACAGCUUACCUGCCCGACCUCGGCUCCUUCAUGAUGACUGAGGCACGGCAGCAUAAUACUGAAAUCCGCUUAGCUGUUGCAAGAGUGACUGACAAAAUUGACUACUUGGCAUCUAAGGUGGAUGAACUACAUAAACAUGGCAUCAGCUCUUUGGCUCUGUCCAGUGGAUCUCUGGAAACAGCCAUGACCCUAUACAACAUCCAGAGAGUUAUUCAGGAAAAUUCCAGUCUGGAGACAGGCUCUAGAGAGGAGGAACAGCACUGUAAAACAGGAGAGCUUGCUGACCAGAGGUGUAUGGAGAGAAGCAGCUUGCUAUUGGAACAGACAAAUAGCGUUCUUCAGAGCAGCAGUCAUCAUGCCAGGCUUCUACAUGCUGAGCAGGAGAAGGUGCGUUUGGCUGAAGAGUUGGACGUCUUCUCCUCUCGUGUGUGUAAGAUGCAGCAGGAGGCAGAUGGUCUCCAGCAGAAGGUGACAGAGCUGCAAGCCGAGCUCACUGCCGUCCUGCAGAAAAGCCAGAGCCGGUGUGAUCUGAUCACUACUCUAGAGUCUAAGGUGGAAGAGCUGGAGAAGGAGGUUGCGCAGUCUCAGCAGCAGUGGAGAGAAGAGAAACAGAAGCGCAGAAAGAUGGAAUGGACAAUGACCAACAUGGAGGAGGAGAUUCGAGACCUGGGUGCAGAGAACCAGAGCCUUAACCAGUUUCUGUCAGACAGGAAGAGGAAGUGGCAGCAGGAACGAGAGCGCUUUCUAUUGGAGCUGGAGGAGCAGCGUAGCAGCAGUGAUCAGGAACAGCAGCAGCUCCUUGAGCAGCUCAGGAGAGCCAGAGUACAGGCUGGAAUACACAGCAGAGCACAGCUGGAGUGUCAGGAGAGGUGUGAUGCAGCACUGAAGCAACGGAAUUCAAAACUGGAAGAAGCGAAUACUCUGCUACAAAAACAGAAUGCAAAAUUACAGAAGGACCUGGAGAGAGAGAGACAGCAACUUGAGGCCCAGCUGGCUGUACAGGUGAAAUGGCUGAUGAAUGAGCUGUACCACUCUCUGAGAGCACAGUUUGAUCUGCAGGAGUCUCAGCCUGGGGAAUCGGUCCUGAAGAUAGUCCUCAGUACCAUCAAGUGUGUAACUAUGCAAUUCCUUAAGAAGCAAAAGCCUGAGGAAGAGGAGGAGGAGGAGGAGUACAUCUCUGCAGAAGAACAAGAAAGUGAAAGAAUGAAAGAACAUGGAAUAAAACAUGAAGAAUUGGAAAGCCCCCAGAGCCUGGAUCACACCUACACAACAGCAUAUGAAGUCAACAGUCUAGAAACUUCUGAAGUGAGCGGCGAUGCGUCAUUAGCUUCAGAUAUCGAGAAGCAGAGGCCAUUGAACUCAGAGUGAAAGGUCUGAAAGGGAAAUAAAACAGUAACUGAACCUUCACUCAUUCACUCAGUGACUGAUCUAAAGGGGCAAACAAAGGUGGUGUAGAAAUGGACACACACACCAACCAGGUCAGUAGUGUGUGCAAGCAGGAGACUCACUGAACAUGCAACAGCCCUAAAACUAGAGGAAGGACUUCAUAUACUGGAAUAAUUGCAGAAUUUUAAGUAUUAUUAUAUAGGUUAUACUGACAUGAACAGAUCUAAUGUCUCUAUAUUGAUCUCAUUUUUCUUUAUAUGAUGAAACAGCAGCUACAUAUAACAAGACUAGGCAAGAUUGUAAUAUGUAAUUUACAGCUGUAUUUAUUCUGUUAAAUAAAAGAUUUUAAUAACAUUUUU
Tachysurus vachellii is the source of this 3198-nucleotide messenger RNA. It is a transcript of the gene fkbp15a, whose product is annotated as FKBP prolyl isomerase family member 15a. The transcript is spliced from 25 exons. The coding region runs from base 89 to 2821 and encodes 910 amino acids. Gene Ontology annotation, molecular function: peptidyl-prolyl cis-trans isomerase activity. The record is from RefSeq and is a predicted model, not a curated record. Gene Ontology annotation, cellular component: growth cone. Lineage: Eukaryota; Metazoa; Chordata; Actinopteri; Siluriformes; Bagridae.